AAUGUAUAGUACUUUCUUGGUAGGUAAAUCUACACAUAAGGAUGUAAAAGACAGCACUAAUUGGCUGUUCAAGGCAUACUAUGGAAACCGGAUAUUUAUGGGUUAUUGUUGUAUAGCCUGUGAGGUUCUUUACCUAACCUUAUUUCUUCUUGCUAAGAACCAGACUGAAAGUAUGACCAAUGUUUUAAUGGAUGCUGCAAAACAAAGUUUAGUUUAUUCUACUCUACUAGCUUUACUUCUGUUUGGAUGGGCAAUCAAGCAAAUUGUCAACAUUAUACAGAUGAAGACAGCUGCUGAUGCAUGUGUGCUGUAUGACAUCAACAAAAAGCGGAAGCAGUAAUGUGCUGAUUGCAAAGCUCCCUGCUCCAACGUGUUUAAGAGAAAUGCUUCAUAUAUUCUAACUUCCUAGUCCCUUUAACUCUCGACUGUUUAAUGAUAGAAAAAUGUUUGAUGAGCAUCGGAGUCUUAAAUCAUGUAUUGAAUGAUGGCUGUAGUUUGGAUACCUACUUCCGCAUACAACCGGAACUGUUAGCUCUUCAGGGUCUCCUUGUUAUCUUUAGUUGAUUGUUCUGU
Ilex paraguariensis (yerba mate) is the source of this 573-nucleotide messenger RNA. The record is from the annotation of a GenBank genome assembly. Lineage: Eukaryota; Viridiplantae; Streptophyta; Magnoliopsida; Aquifoliales; Aquifoliaceae.